AUGGCCCCCUCUGCUAUCUCGCCCGUCGCGGUCCUCGAGAAGGAGGACCACGCCCGCGAUGCUGCCUUCAACAAAGCGCUUCAUGGCAAGUCAGUUGAUGCCACGGGGGGACUGAUGGCCAUGCGCUCCAAGGACAAAGCGGCGCAGAAGGCUGCCGUCGAUGAGUACUUCAAACAUUGGGACAACAAAUCGGCAGCCGUCGAGACCGAAGAGAUUCGAAAGGCACGAAGAGAUGAAUAUGCCACUUUGACAAGACACUACUACAACCUCGCCACUGACCUGUACGAAUAUGGCUGGGGCACCUCGUUCCAUUUCUGUCGCUUUGCUGCGGGAGAGUCCUUCUACAAGGCCAUUGCUCGUCACGAGCACUAUCUUGCUCUGAAGAUGAAUAUGCAGGAGAAUUGGCGCGUUCUGGAUGUCGGCUGCGGUGUGGGAGGACCUGCCCGAGAAAUGAUCAAGUUCACUGGGGCCAACGUUGUGGGUCUGAACAAUAACGACUAUCAAAUCGAACGGUCGUUACGCUAUGCAAAGAAGGAGGGUGUCGCCGACAAGUUCUCGGCUGUCAAGGGCGAUUUUAUGCAAAUGUCGUUUCCUGAGAACAGCUUUGAUGCUGUGUAUGCCAUUGAGGCCACAGUGCAUGCGCCCAGCCUGCAGGGGGUGUAUGAGCAGAUUUUCCGGGUUCUGAAGCCUGGUGGUGUCUUUGGGGUGUAUGAAUGGCUCAUGACUGAUAACUAUGACAACGACAAUCCUCAGCACCGCGAGAUCCGACUUGGCAUCGAGCAAGGAGACGGCAUUUCCAACAUGGUCAAGGUCUCGGAAGGGUUGGCCGCCAUCAAAGCCGCAGGUUUCGAGUUGGAGCACCACGAAGACCUUGCCGAGAGACCGGACGCGAUCCCGUGGUACUACCCUCUCGCAGGCGAUUUCAGAUACAUGGGCAGCAUUGGCGACGUCUUCACCAUCGGGCGCAUGACGUGGUGGGGACGGGGUUUAAUCCAUAAAUUUAUUGGGCUUGGGGAGAGUCUGAGGGUCAUGCCUCGUGGCACGCAGAAGACGGCGGACAGCCUGGCACUAGCUGCUGAUUGUUUGGUUGCUGGCGGGAAGCAGAAGCUGUUCACACCAAUGUACCUGAUGGUUGCGCGGAAACCCAAAGUUUGA
This is a messenger RNA of Cladophialophora psammophila CBS 110553, 1155 nucleotides long. Its product is annotated as sterol 24-C-methyltransferase. NCBI's taxonomy places the organism in Eukaryota, Fungi, Ascomycota, Eurotiomycetes, Chaetothyriales, Herpotrichiellaceae. Gene Ontology annotation, molecular function: sterol 24-C-methyltransferase activity. Gene Ontology annotation, biological process: ergosterol biosynthetic process. Bases 1 to 1155 code for a protein of 384 amino acids. The record is from RefSeq and is a predicted model, not a curated record. The transcript has 2 exons. Gene Ontology annotation, cellular component: endoplasmic reticulum.